UCUGAAUCCCAUGUAUUCCAGGAAGUUCUGAGCGGUGGUUAUUUGUACCGCAUUUUCGGCAAUAUCACGUACUCUGAUGUACAGUCAUUCCUCCUGAUAUAACCCCUAGGAAAGUAACAGAGUCAUGGCUCUGAAGAAAGUAAAGGGGACCCUUGAUAGGGUUAUGGAAAAGAACCUACAGGAUCUUGUCAGAGGGAUCCGAAAUCAUAAGGAAACUGAGUCCAAGUACAUCGCCGAGUGUAUUGAUGAGAUUAAACAGGAGUUGAGGCAGGAAAAUGUCCCAAUCAAAGCGAAUGCGGUCAGCAAGCUCACUUACCUCCAAAUGCUGGGCUAUGACAUCAGCUGGGCAGCGUUCAAUAUCAUUGAGGUUAUGAGCUCAACCAAAUUCACUUAUAAGAGAAUGGGUUAUCUAGCAGCCUCACAAAGUUUCCACGAAGGGACAGAUGUCCUCAUGCUUACCACGAAUAUGAUAAGAAAGGAUUUGAGUGCACAGAAUAUCUAUGAUGCUGGGGUCGCCUUGAAUGGCCUUUCUUGCUUUAUGACAACAGACUUAGCAAGAGAUCUGGCCAACGACAUCAUGACAUUGAUGAGCUCUUCCAAGCCAUACCUCAGGAAGAAAGCCAUAUUGUUAAUGUAUAAAGUAUUCUUGGCAUUCCCGGAGGCAUUGAGACCAGCGUUUCCACGUUUAAAGGACAAGUUGGAGGAUCAAGACCCAGGUGUGCAGUCAGCAGCAGUGAAUGUGAUAUGUGAAUUAGCACGGAAGAAUCCGAAGAACUACCUGUCGCUGGCGCCAGUGUUCUUCAAGCUGAUGACCAGUUCCUCCAACAACUGGGUCCUCAUCAAGAUCAUCAAACUGUUCGGAGCUUUAACCCCCUUGGAGCCAAGACUUGGGAAGAAACUUAUCGAGCCACUCACCAACCUCAUUCACAGUAAUGAUGUGAUGCAAAAUCGCACGUCGGCCAUGUCUCUCCUCUAUGAAUGCAUCAACACCGUGAUAGCAGUCCUUAUUUCUAUAUCUUCAGGCGUACCGAACCACUCUGCAUCUAUACAGGAUAAAACCAGCAAGAAUUAUAUGGAUCUCUGUGUGCAGAAGCUGAGGAUACUGAUUGAGGAUUCAGAUCAAAAUCUGAAAUAUUUAGGACUACUGGCGAUGUCAAAAAUUCUGAAAACUCACCCCAAAAGUGUCCAGGCGCACAAGGACCUGAUUCUGCAGUGCCUUGAUGACAAGGAUGAGUCCAUCAGGUUGCGUGCCCUUGAUCUUCUCUAUGGAAUGGUGUCCAAGAAGAAUCUGAUGGAGAUUGUGAAGAAGUUGAUGGUCCACAUGGACAAGGCAGAGGGCUCCAACUACCGGGAUGAACUACUCUCCAAGAUCAUUGAGAUUUGUAGCCAGUCCAACUAUCAGUAUAUUACCAACUUUGAAUGGUAUGUGAGUAUACUUGUCGAGCUGACCAGGAUAGAAGGGACGAGGCAUGGAAAGUUGAUUGCCAACCAGAUGUUGGAUGUUGCCAUACGGGUUCAGGCCAUACGCUCUUUUGCUGUCUCGCAGAUGGCAAUUCUUUUGGAGAAUUCACACAUUCUUGUUGGGAACUCUCAGAGGAAUGGCAUCUGUGAAGUCCUCUACGCUGCUGCAUGGAUAUGUGGGGAAUUCUCCGAACAUCUAAAGGAUACCCGAUCCACCCUGGAGGCCAUGCUGCGUCCAAAGGUCACCCAACUGCCAGGGCACAUCCAGAGUAUUUACGUACAGAAUAUCCUCAAGCUCUACUCACGUCUGCUGAGCAAAGCGGAGCAGGAGGAAGAUAUGGAACAGAUCAAGGAGGUUGGAAACUUGUUGAUGGACAAGCUGCCCAUGUUUGUGCAAAGUGCCGACCUCGAAGUUCAAGAAAGAGCGUGCUGUGUGCUCCAGCUGAUGAAAUAUGUGAUAAAACUGCAGGAAAAAGGAAACAAUGUGGCCGAUGAGGUGUCGGCCAUGUUUGCUGGGGAGUUGAACCCUGUGGCCACAAAGGCCCAGAGAAAGGUCCCUGUUCCAGAUGGGCUUGAUCUGGACCAGUGGAUCAAUGAACCGCCAUCUGACAGCUCAGAUGAUGAACUCAAAGGUGCUAAUAUAUUCACUGCAAUAGAUCGGGAUGAUCAUAGGAGAUUAAACCAGACGGAGAGUAGGAAGACUCGUGAGCCGACAGACGAUGAGCUCAGGAGGAGUCGUGAACAAAGGAGGAUGGAACAACAGAGUAAUCCUAACUACCUUAAGGGAGACGUGAAGGGGAGCUUGAAGUAUCAUGAUUUCAAUAACUAUGAUGAUGUACCAGUGGCAGAGCUGGACAUCAACAUACCACUUCACGUCUCUGGGAAAACACUGCCAGGCCUGUCAUCUUCAGAUGUGUACCUGAAGAUUCACCAGAAACAGCAGCAGGAGAUACGCGAGAAGAAGGGAGGCAGCAAGAAGAAGAAGAAGCAUAGGAAGGGCAAGAAGAACCAGGUGGAGAGUGACGAAGAAGAGGUGGUGGCCGCACAUGUCGUCAGCACAAAAAUGGAUGCUCCAGAGAGUUCCGCAGUGGGUGCUACUGGCUCCGAUAAGGAGACGGAAAAUGACAUGAAACCCGACGAUCCUCACAAAUACCUUGAUAUUAACUUAGACGAGCCCCUUCGUGAUGAUGAGAAAAUUCCAGUGAGGCAGCAUAGGGUUGUCUCCAUCUUGAGUAGUGAGGACCACAAUGGGGAGCAGGCGGAUACACCAAAGAAGAAGCGUAAGAAGGAGCGACAUCACAAGAAGAAGGAGGAAAAGAAGACGGACAAAAAGAAACACAAGAAGGAGCACCGACACCGCCACAGUAGUCGGGCAAGCGAACACGAUGAUGGUCCCAACCUACUCGUAGGUUCUGUUGAAGAUCACCCAGAUGAGGACUUGACUAAACCAACGUCAGCAAAACCACCAAAUACGCUUAACACACAGCCAAACGAGGAGAAAACGGUUGAUGACUUUGAUUUCUGGCUGUCAGGGAGCGAUUCAGUCAGCACACCUGCCAAGAGUGUCUCGCCAGUCACACCUAGUAGAGAGAAAAUACCAGAGAUCGAGAUAGCCCACGCUCCAAUUGACGAUUCGGACGAGGAUUCAAAACAUGAUGAGCAAAAACAUAGAAAAAAGAAGAAAGAAAAGACCAAACAUAAGAAGAAAGAAAAGAAGAAGAAGAACAAAAGUGAAUACGAAGAGGCUGAGGGUAUUACAACACCUUCUAAAGAACAGGUGCCCCCCAGCAGUCAGCCUACGCCGGUCACACCACAAUUGCCUCCGAUGUCCAGUUAUCAACUACUAGGUGAAAAUAUCCAAAUAAAGAUGAUGUACGAGACCCGAGUGAAUGCCCAACAAUCGAAAUCUGUUGUGGUUUCCGUCAUCUUUUCCAACCUCACAGAGAAUCAUAUCAAGGACUUAGAAUUUAAUGUGAUGGAUUCAAUGAACACAAAAUUAUUACGAGGGGUUGGGGCCAGUGUACACGAUGCUGUCAAGGUGCCAUUCAUCCUACUUCCCACAGCUCAGAAUGAAGGACAGUUUGCCUUCUCGCUAGAACAUAUCAACAUGCCUCAGAAAUUGAAGGGAACACUGACAUACAUUGUCAAGACAGAUGAAGGCUCCACGCACGAGAAAUUAGACUUUAGAAUUAAUCUACCUUGUUCAGCCUAUAUGGUGGGAGCUUCAUGCAAAGGGGCCAUGUUCACAGAACUUCUUGGCAGUGGGGAACUGUCAGAAAAGUAUUCCAAUAAGUUCACGCCAGUGGAUACUGAUCUUGCCCUCAUACUAGCCAAAACAUGCUUUUAUGGACAUUUUAGUGUUGUUGAGCAAAUCGAGAACAGUGCCUCGUUAUAUGGGAAAUCUAUUCAAGGUCACCAUGUGUGUUUACUAGUCAAAAUGCUGCCUGGUAACGUCCUUAGCGUUGAUGCCAAAAGUAGUGAUGCGUCUCUUGUCUCCAAUCUGGUCGAUGACAUCAAGUCAAUACUCACCAAGUCAAGUUAGAACUUAACUGCUCACAUAGCAGUUGCGCUCAAAAACAAAUAGCGUAGACUGUAAAUAGUGUCUGCCCUGCAUUGAUUCCAUUAGGUUUUUAAAAGAAUUUUUGGAAAAUUGAAAGGUUUAAGUGAUUUUUGUCAGAGUUCUAGAUAAACUUUCGGUCAAAAAACAGAUGGGGAAAAAAUGAGUUUUUCUUUAAUUUCUAUGUCAUCUGUAAAUAUGCUUGCAACCUUUGAAUUCUUGCUUAAAAGGGAUAUCAUGUAAAUUUGUUGAUAAAAGAACUUGAAAUGGGUAUGUAAUUGUCCUCUGUUCAGAGGGUCUAUUUUCCAAUUUUGAUAAUGCUGCGAUGAGAUGAAGCACUAAAGUUAAAUUCAUCUAUAUGUUUCUUAAAUGUAUUCACAAACCUGAUUGAAUCAGAGUGUUGGCAGAUGUCUCCAGUUAGGAUUAAGGCAAUCAACAUGUCGCAUGUACAUAAAACAUUACGCUGUCUAUCUGUCAGUCCAUAUAAAGUUACUUCAUCACAUAUCUCUUUAUAAAUGCUGCGAUGCCUAUUACUGCAGUGGCAUGGCUUUUCAUAUUGCCUUGCGUGGAACUUUUAGUUGUAAAAAAAUGCAUUCCAGACUGAACCAAUGUAAACUGGAGAUUUUGUUUAUUUUGUCAAUCUGUCACCCAGUGGGCAGCUGCUAGAUCCAUGGUCAGUUUUAGGGCUUUUGCCUUGAGCUCAUGCCGAGAGGGUUCUAAUAUCUCUACCCUGAGCAUAAGGCACACAAGUUAUGAGUGCAACUACUAGUAUAGAUCUUGUUUGAAACUCCGAAAGCUUUUUCCUCUGGUUGAAAACCACAUUUUGUGUAAUCAGUUUAAACAUUUGUUAAACCAACUCCAGGUGGUGUUUCCUUGAUACUGUGGUAAUCACGCUAUAUUUCUGCUCCGAUACCAAUUUCAUAUCCAAUACUUUGUCUAGUAGUAUAAUUACUGGUAUAUUGAACACUGGUACAUCAUUCUCCUAUAUCCAGCCAAUCGUAUUACUUGCUGCCAUUUACUGUGGAACUGCUACCUGGGAACCACACUAAAUUUUGGUUCUCUUUGCGACAAUUUGGACAAAAGAUAUGUAAAUAGUUAUAUAAAAACUUGUCAGUAUAUUUUGACGGGUCAGAUUCUACUUGGAGCUGGCAACAAUUAUCAAAGUAUUUGAAAUUUAGCAAUACGAAAUUUAUAUUGUUCCCUACAUAAACAAAUUGCUCCACAUAACAGGCCAAUGCUUCACAUCAAUACUUUAAAACCAGCAAAUUCCUUAAGAUUAGAAAAUACUUUGAUGAUUGCUGUCAAUCUCCUGAAACGUAUUAUCAUUCCAAUAUGCGAGUGCUUCGUGCUAAUUCUUUCCAGGAUUCCACAUAUUCAUGUGUCUAUUUUUGUCCUACAUUGUCACCAUGUCUUGUCAUUAUGUGCAGUGGUCGUGUGUAAUCUUGUCGAUUUAUUAUGUAUCCAGCAGUGAAUCAUGUAUAAAGUCUACCUGAAGUAUGCAGGAGGUAUGUUUACCGAGCCAGUGGAUCAUAUUUGGAUCAGGUUCAAAAGCAAGCCAAAUGUAUGUAUUGUAGUCAACAUUGUCUUGCACAUUAUGUUCUUGCCACUUGUGAUGUGUUAAGGAUUGAGCUGUGCUGGAUUGCUUGUCAUGUAACAAAUUGCCUGGCUGCAUUGGAGAUUUCUUGGUGAAAUUGACUGGUUUGUCUGAUUCCACCAAUGUAUUCAAGUAAUUUUUCUAGUUUACAGAUGUUAACUCUGCUACAGUACCAUUAGGCUCCAUUCAACUGCAGUGAUGAGGGCGGGAAACUGCACACUUUCCACAGGCUUCGGAUUAAGUUCUUUAGAGUUAUUUGUUUGGCAAUUGCAGCUGUAAAAGCUGUGAUGGUAAACCAUUGUAGUGGAAUCGAGCAUUAUUGGUAGAGAACUUGCUCCCAUGUUGGUGAGGUCUUCUCGCCUAGGAAUUGCCCCAUGAGUGCAUGUGAUAAGGCCUGAAAUGACAGAACUUCUUUCGAAUACCUUGACGAAUGCUCCAGUGCAGGUGUCCAGUAACUUUGCAUGACACGUGGUUCAUGCAUAUCUUUAUGUAUAUUAGUCUUUUAAAUUGUACAUAUGUACAAAACGCUACACUGCACUACAUGUAUAUUACAUUUAGCGGAAGAAGAAUCCAUAUGUGAUAAAUCCUACUUGAAUUAACAGAUUGACAUAGAUGGCGGCUGUUAAGUUGCAUGCCAUCAUGUAAGAAAGUGUAACAGAAAGAGGAAUAUGACUCUUCAUGUAAACUUGUAUGUGGUUAAAACCAGUUUUGUUGCAUAAGAAUCGACUUGUAAAUCCUAUGUAUAGUUUCUGUUUCUCUUGAUUGUAUAGGAGUCAUUGGACUGUAUAAAUCAUUCCCGUAUGGUGGUGCAUACUUGCGACUGAAUUAAGAAUGACCGAGUGACAGAAAAGAGCAACGACAGAUAAUAUCACUUUUCCCAGAGUUGUCAGUUCGCUCAUUUUGACCAACUGUUACUCUCAAUUUUGUUGCCUGUCGGCGACACCUCAAGUCUAACUGUUAAAGUAUUUAUAGAGAGGACAGUAUGAGGAAUGUCCCUUCUCAUCUACAUGUACAGGGCUUAUUUCAGAUGCAAGAAGAUCCUGUGAAUAUUUGGCUCUAUUGGCCAGUCUUUUUGAAAAAUGAAUGCUAUGAACUCUCAUGCAGUUUGGUGAUGAGGUAAGUUUGAUUGCUAAUUGCUUGAAUCCCAUUAAUCUGAAAGGUGGGCCGGCUGGCUUCUGGUUUUUGUGUGGGGAGACCUUUGAGAUAGAAGGGUUGCUUUUCAUAUUGCUCACUCUUCAAACAGACUUCAAUAUCAUCUGCAUAUUUCUGCUCAUAUAUCGGCAUUUUGUGCCAAGUAUUUUAUAACAUCACUUGGCACUGUUCGUCUAAACAGGUCACCUGAAAUGUCAUGUGGUUGAGUUUUGAAAUGUGGAAUUUCCAGUAACUUCCAAGUAGGCUCUGUGAUUCCUGAUUUAUAGAAAACACCUACCGGACUUGCCUUUUCUGGUAAUGUCUUGUCUGAUAAACAAGUCCUACCGAGAAUGAUGAGGCUUAUAACUUUAAGCUGAAGACAUUUUCAUUACUAGGAAGAUAAAAUUGGGAACUGUAGCCCCAGCCAUUGUUCUCUAUUAACACACUUGAGAAUUUAGAGUAGAACAGAAGGGAAUGGCUAACAUUCCCCAUUUUGCAUUGGUUAAGGGCCAACUCGUUAAAAACCAGUUGGUUGCGAACUAGACGUUAACAACAUUGCAUUAACUUCAGUCCAAUCAAAUAGUUUAAACCUAGUUAAGAACCUAGUUCAGACAAAACUUGUUUUCAUCAGCUGUGCCCCGAUUUAUUCAUUCCUUGUGUUUUGUCUCAGUUCCUGUUUCAAGUGAUUUGGUAUGUCGAGUAUUUUAUGAAAGAGUUAGAUUCAAAGGUGAUCUGUUAUGUGAAGAAUCUAUGAAUAUAUUGUAUUUAUUGAAGAAAAUUCAUGAUCUAAUAGAUAAACAUGAAUUUUUGAAUCGAUGAAAAAAUAGAAAUGAGAUUGCAACA
Lineus longissimus is the source of this 7586-nucleotide messenger RNA. Its product is annotated as AP-3 complex subunit delta-1-like. Bases 125 to 4003 code for a protein of 1292 amino acids. The transcript has 34 exons. Lineage: Eukaryota; Metazoa; Nemertea; Pilidiophora; Heteronemertea; Lineidae. Gene Ontology annotation, cellular component: AP-3 adaptor complex; membrane coat; presynaptic endosome. Gene Ontology annotation, biological process: synaptic vesicle membrane organization; anterograde synaptic vesicle transport; Golgi to vacuole transport. The record is from RefSeq and is a predicted model, not a curated record.